Megalops cyprinoides (Indo-Pacific tarpon) is the source of this 3071-nucleotide messenger RNA. It is a transcript of the gene vapb, whose product is annotated as VAMP (vesicle-associated membrane protein)-associated protein B and C. The transcript is spliced from 6 exons. Lineage: Eukaryota; Metazoa; Chordata; Actinopteri; Elopiformes; Megalopidae. Gene Ontology annotation, molecular function: FFAT motif binding. The coding region runs from base 206 to 952 and encodes 248 amino acids. Gene Ontology annotation, biological process: endoplasmic reticulum membrane organization. The record is from RefSeq and is a predicted model, not a curated record. Gene Ontology annotation, cellular component: endoplasmic reticulum membrane; plasma membrane.
UCCUUCCUGCUGCAUCAUCACAGCCGCUAGUAGCUGGAGUCGCCUAGUGUUAUUUUGCAGUGGACCGGGGAGACGGAUAAAUAAUCAUAGCUAAUUGUCAUACAUAAUAACCGUAACAGUCAUACCAACAUCAGCGUAGCCACAGCAGCGACCCAACGGAUAUCGCGUACGAUUUAGAAAUUACACUUGGAAACUGCUGGGGGACAUGGCCAGGCAAGAACAGGUCCUACUGCUAGAGCCACAGCACGAACUGAAAUUCCGAGGUCCGUUCACAGAUGUAGUCACCACCACCCUGAAGCUCGCCAACCCGACAGACCGCAAUGUGUGCUUUAAAGUGAAGACGACCGCCCCCCGCCGGUACUGCGUCCGGCCAAACAGCGGCGUGAUCGACGCGGGGACCUCAAUCAAUGUGUCCGUUAUGCUACAGCCUUUCGACUAUGAUCCCAAUGAGAAGAGCAAACACAAGUUCAUGGUGCAGUCCCUGCUGGCUCCCCCUGAGAUGACUGACAUGGAGGGAGUGUGGAAAGAGGCGAAGCCCGAGGAGCUGAUGGACUCGAAGCUUAGGUGCGUCUUCGAGCUGCCGGCGGAGAAUGAGAAAACGCACGACAUGGACACCAACAAAGUCCUGUCCUCCAGCCUACUAAAGUCCGAGUCCUCGACGCUGUCCAUGAAGUCCAUGGGCUCCCCUCUGGACGACGGGGAGGUGAAGAAGAUUAUGGAGGAGUGUAAAAGGUUGCAGAUGGAGGUUCAGCGACUACGAGAAGAAAACAGACAGAUCAGGGAAGAAGAUGGCCUCCGGAUGAGGAAGAACACGGCGAUGUCGUCCCAGCACUCCUCCCCCUCCUCCACUUCAGGGGUCGUGAUGAAGGAGGAGGGCCCCAGCACCCGAAUGCUAGCCCUCGUCGUGCUCUUCUUCGUCAUCGGCGUCAUCAUCGGAAAGCUGGUCUUGUAGAAAACAGAACAACAGCAUGCUUUUUUCUGUGGAUGAAACAAAAACAUGGGUGUGGAAUUUUGAUCAGAAUGCCAUAUCACAGAGGUAGUUUUGAAACAUUAAAUUAUGUAAAAUACAAACAAGAAAAUCCAUUAUAUAAUGAAAAAAAGGGGAAAAAAAAGUCAAAGGUCUUGCUUCUUAAUUAUUACAUAGUCAUUCUGGCCCACGUCCCCUACUUGAACACAUGGGCAAUAAACUUAUGUUAAAAAAAAUGAAAGUAAUCAAUCGAACACAGUCAUUGUGAGGCUUUUCUGACAGCGGAGGUUUAACGUGACUGAUUCUAACAUUCAAAUGGAAUCGCUUGAAUGUUGCUUUAAUCUGUUUGUUUGUUUUUUAAGGCAAGGAGGCCAGAGGCGGAGUGUCUCUGUAAGGAUUGAUUGUGACUUUUCGGGGAGGGGGUGUGAUGGUAUGUUCUUACCACUCUUUUGCAGCUAAUGUCCUUGGAGAACAAAAGAUUAAUCAUCGGUAAUUCAUUCAGAAGCAGGUUGGGGUAGGGCGAUAGGGGCAGUGUGUCUCACCACCAAAACUGACUCUUCCAAUCAGAGGCUUUGUAUAGCUCGGGUCCUCUGUAAAUGUAAGUAACUGUCUAAAAUGCUGCGGUGUGUUACUUUUUUUUUCGUGAGUUUGUUUUUCCACCACAAACAUUCUUGUAUGAGAUGGCAAUCAAUGCUUGAAUGCUUAAGCAGUGAGAUUUUAAUUUCUCAUCUGCUUUUGCUGUUGUGACGUUUAAUUUCUGUGCUUCCCCUUUUAGGAUCUCACAGGUCAAGGUGCAUUGUUGCGAUAAUUAUGCAUUUUUUUAUUUGAUCUUUUGUUUUUAGGACUUUGCGUACAAGAAUUUAGAGUAUGGCUUUGAAUAUCACAGCUACCUGAGCUCCACAAUGAGUAAAACCGUUUCAGCAAACUAACACUUACCAGAAAUAUGCCUCUUGCCUUGUGACCUACAUUUGCAAGUUAUUCUAUGGCAGGAAGAAAAGGAAAAUGUUCUUAUGAUACAAUGUUGCAUGCAAAAAAAAAAAAUUUUUUUGAGGGGGUGGGGAGGUUUAUCUCAGCAACACGUGCAACACUGCUGUUUAAGAAGACAGGACUGUGAGGAAUCUGUCUGGAGUGCAGCUUUGUGACUUUGGAUAUAUUCGUCAGAAGUAAUUUUUAUUACAGUUUAUCUUAGACAUGCAGCAAGCUUCCCUUGUUUGUUUUUUUCAGGAAAGGAAUACCAGUGGUUUGCCUCCUGUACCCAUAGUUUUAUGAUAAAAGAUUAAAAUGUAUCAGGGGAGCAAAAAAGGAUCGUAAUGUAUGCCGUCCAUUUUGCUACAUUUUGAGAGCCGAGUCACCUCCAGCUCUGCUCAUGGUUUUAAUUCACAGUUAGCUUCGUUUGUCAAUUAGUGCCGCAAUGUCAGUCAGAUAUAUUUGUUUUGAACUGAUUCAUCAGUGUAACAAAUAAUGUUUUUUUUCUUUUAAAUUAAUCGUUUAAUCCUCUGUGUGAAUCAGGAUUUCCUGCUAUAAUAUCCUGCCCUGUUAAAUUACCCUAGUUUUUUUCUGUGUUUGUCUCAUGAGCAAAACCAUCAAAAACACUUCCAGACAGGGACCAUUUUGUUACUAGGUUUAGGUUGUUUCUUGUUUCACUUUGGGUUUUUUUUUUUUGUUUUGUUGUUGUUGUCAUAGUUUCUUUCUUUAUUUUUUACUAAUACGGAUAUCAGAAAUACCAUACACAGAAAUGAUUUAAUCUCACUGUUGCAUAUUAUUUAAAGAUCGCAAAUUGGGGGGUUUUGGGGAGGGGGGAGGUUUAAAAAAAAAAAAAAAAAAAAAGAUUGAAAAACACAACCUGUCUACUCAUGAUGAAUGGAGGAUGACUUGCUGCUGAAAGCGAGGGCAUUGUGGGCCUGUCCUGUAGCCACUAAAUAGACCUGCACUGGAGCUUCAGACCGUCACCAUGGUGUAACCACAGCAGUCGGGCAACUGUUUUGUAUGUAUAUAAAUAAAUAACAGUCUAUCUAAGAAAUGAAUAUUCCUAGUUAAAGUAGUCUAUGGUGUAAAAGCCAACCUUGUUGGACUAUGUAGCAUCUUAAUAAAUUAAAUAAAUAAA